AAAUUCCUUAUAAUUUUUUUUUUGCAAUUUAUUCUUCUUUUGCAAAUCUUUGUUUUCUUCUUAUAUAUUUUUGCAUUGUGUUUCAAAUUCAAAGUCUUUUGACUUUUGUUUGAGGCAUUUUAUUGCUUUCAUUUAAUUUAAAGUCAUUCAAUUUGUUUCCAUUAAUUUUAAUUUCUAAUCAUUAAAUUUCUUUUACAUUUCAAGUCUUAUCCUUAUCUUUUUGUUCACAAAAUAGGAUUUUUGGUGCACAUUUAGAAACUAGUACUCAUAGAAAGGAAUAGAUUUCGCUCCCAAAAUUUAGAUAUCGAACUAAUUCAGAUUUACUAAAAAUCUGCAUAACAGUAAAUAAGAGUGAAAGUUCUUAUGUUAUAAAGAAAAUAUCAAUAGAAACUUGUAAUGUAAUAGAGCAAAAGUCUCUGGUAGGUUAUUCCAGACAAAUUUAUUGGAUGAUAAAACCCGAAGGAGUAUGACAUAAAAAAGUAAAAACCAUUGUUCUCACCCUAGUGGAUACACUACAUUUUUCAUUUUACGACACUCCUAAACUUUAGGGUAUAAUUGAGUCUUCUCUUAGAGCUGGCAACCCACAGAGUAGGAUAGGGUUUGGACUCUAUCCUAAUUUUACUAGCGAGUUGAAAACUUUUUUAAAAUUCUACCAUAUCCUACCUGGUUGAGAAUCUCUCAAUUCUAACCCUAACCGCACCCUAAAGUUCUAAAUCCUAUUCUACCCGAUUCUACCCGCAAAAAAAUAAAAAUUUUUUAAACAAACAUAAAAUUCAACCAUUCCAAAUUUCAUACAUAUUAAUAAAAUAGAAAAUAAAAAACUAAGUUCAAAUUAAAAUUAAAAACAAUAAAAUUUUAAAGAAAUCCAACAUAAAAUUAAAAAUAAUAUGAUCAUCAAUUAGUUUAGUGGUUAUUUCAAAUUUUUACAAAAAGAAGGUUGUGAGUUCAAUAGUCACUUUUUUUCACUAUAUACAUAAUUUUUACAUAUAUAUUAUAUAAUAUAUUAAGGGUGCGGCUAAGAUAAGAUAGAGUAUAUCUUGAACCCGUACCUUACCCUAUCCGCAGGCAAACUCGCACUGUACCCUACCCUACCCGAAACGGGUCGAGUAGACAACCCUACCCGAACGGGUUGGUCCGGAUUGAGUACCCGCGGUAGGGUAUAUAUUGCCAGCCCUAUUUUCUCACUCUCGUAGGUGAAAACACACUGCAUUUCCUUUUACGUUACUCCUCUUGGUUGCAAAAAUAAUGUUUUCAUUGUUCUCAUCCUCACCAGUCAAAUUAACGUAUGCUCUUCAAAUGCCAAAGCUCUUUCCUUAUUCUGUUCCCCAUUCCACUCUCCGUCUUUGCUUCCCUUCAACAUCAUCCCUACACUCUCACUCUCAUCCCCAAUCACUUGAUGAAGCUGUUGAUUCCUUCACUCGCAUGCUCUCUAUGCGUCCUCCUCCAUCCAUCAUCCAAUUCACCAAGAUUUUGGGAUCUCUUGCCAAGACCAACCAUUUCCCCACCGCCAUUUCCCUUUUUCAGCGAUUGCAAGCCAGGGGAAUCACUCCCAACUUAUUUACUUUGAGCAUAGUAAUUAAUUGUUGUUGCGGCAUGGGUCGUAUGGCGCUUGCUUUCUCUGUACUGGCCAAGAUUUUUAGGAUGGGUUUUCAGCCUGAUACGGUAACAUUGAAUACACUCAUUAAAGGUCUCUGUCUCGGUGGUAAGGUUGAAAAAGCACUGCACCUUCACGAGAGAAUGCUGGAUCAAGGGUUUCGGUUUAAUGAAGUCACUUACGGGACCUUAAUCAAUGGACUCUGUAAGACCGGACACACAGCAGCUGCUAUUCAAGUGUUGAGAAAGAUCCCACUGUAUGGGAUUGUUCCUAAUGUCGUAAUGUACAGCUCAAUUAUUGAUAGUCUGUGCAAGGAUACACUUGUAAGUGAGGCUAUUCAUUUAUACCUUGAAAUGCUUGCUAAGGGAAUUUCUCCCGACGUUAUCACUUACACUACUAUAGUUGAUGGAUUGUGCCUUGUGGGUCAACUAAAGGAAGCCAUUGAUUUACUAAAUCAUAUGAUGUUGAAAAACAUUAUUCCAAAUGUUUGUACCUAUAGUACUUUGAUUGAUGGACUAUGUAAGAAAGGAAGAAUCAAAGAUGCUGAGAAUGUGUUUGCUAUUAUGAUAAAAAAAGGUGUGAAACCAGAAGUGGUUAUUUAUAAUAGUUUAAUGGAUGGAUAUUGUUUGGUUAAUGAGGUAGAUAAGGCAAAGUAUGUAUUCAGCACAAUGGCUCAAAGUAGAGUGUCUCCUGAUGUUUGGAGUUACAAUAUCAUGAUCAAUGGGUUGUGCAAAAGUAAAAUGGUUGAUGACGCCUUGAAUAUCUUUGAAGACAUGUGUUGCAAGAACCUGUUUCCUGAUCUGGUAACUUACAAUACCCUAAUUGAUGGCUUGCUAAAAUCAAGGAGAAUCGAUGAUGCUUUGGAGCUUCUUCAAAAGAUGCACGAUGAAGGUCAUCAUUCGGCUGAUCUAGUCACUUUCAACACUCUUAUAGAUGGCCUAUGCAAAAAUGGAAGAAUUAAGGAUGCAAAAGAGAUUUUUGAACAUCUUUCCACUAAACUCUAUAAUCUAGACACUUGGACAUAUAAUAUUAUGAUUGGUGCAUUUUGCAAAGAGGGCCUCCUUGAUGAAGCAUUGUCAUACUUGUCAAAAAUGAAAGACAAUGGUUGCUUGCCAGAUGUUGUGACUUAUGGAAUAACCAUCAGUGCUUUACUUGAAAAAGGUGGCCAUAGCUCUAGUUGCUUUAAUCCUGCAAAUGCCUGAGAGGAUAAGUUGAGGGAGAGUGAACGGGAGCUCCGAAAAGGAAGGAAAGAGAAGAGCAUGAAAUGGAAAGGGUGUGGGUGAAAAUCCAAAGAAAGGAGGCAAUCACUUUUUUUUAAGCUUUACUUGUGGAGACAAUCAAAGACCCUUUGGUAUCACUUUCAUUCUAUAUUUGGUACCAUAAACUCUUCCACUAAUGGUACCUGAACUUAACAUGUGGACUUGGAGAUGUUGUUGGUUCCUUACCAAAGACUUUGGCUCAGCACGGACAUAGAGUUAUGGUUGUAGCACCUCGAUAUGGUAAUUAUACCGAAGGACAAGAUACGGGAGUAUAGAAAAGAAACAAAGUAGAUGGUCAGGACAUGGAAGUAUUAUAUUUCCAGGCUUAUACUGAUGGUGUUGAUUUUGUUUUUAUUGACAAUCCAAUACUUAGCCAUAUAGAGAAUAACAUAUAUGGUGAAAAUCGAGUGGUAAGUUUGAUAUAAACUAUAACAUUGCCUAAUACCUAAUGGUAGUGUAAGGAAUAUAUUAUGUGAGGUUACCUCCUAACAAUAACAAUAACAAAUGUUACGCUAUUUACUUUCAUUAAAGUGACGUCAUUAUUAUUGCUACCCUUAUUGUUAUCAUGGACGGAAUCUAAGCAUAAGCUAGAAAAUGAUCCUCAAGGACAUCCAACAAAUCCUGAUCUAGAUCCGGCUGACACAGAAAAGAUCUUUCGGUAACAUAUCAAGAUGCUUCAGGAAAUAUCUACAGAGACUCUGAUCCCUAGUGGAUAUGGGGUCCCCGUUACCCAUCGCGGGGACGAGGCGGGGGCAAAGACGGGGACGGAUUAUGGGUGGCGGGGCAGGGGGCAUGUCACCGCCCCCCAUGAGGAUCCGUUGCUAUCCCUACGUGCGAAUGCACUCUUCAACUCAUUGCAUUCUAGUUUAGCCAAGGUUUUGAAAAUCGAAUCGAUUAUCGAACCGUUAUAGUCACUAGUCUACUAAUCCAGGGUGUUCACGCGAAGAGUGAAGGAGGCUGCAGGCUUUUCUUUUUCGGGACACCAUGAAACGACGUCUUCAUUCGAACUGGUCGAUUUCAGUUUGAUUGGAUGGUUCAACGGUUUAGUGCCGGUUUUUUGCUCCAGCGGUUUCUAUCUGUGAGAUGAACCGCUAUUGCUGUCGGUUCACAGUCAGACCGAUCCAUUUUCAGAACAAUGUUCAUUUCAGAUAGGGGUGUACAUGGUCCGGUUCGGUCCGAAAACCUGGCCCAGCCUCAAACACUUUAAGGGCUAAUUUGGUGUGAUUUUACCGGGUCUAGUGCCGGGUAAGGAUCUCAAAAAUAGACUUGGUCAUUAUUUUGGGUUGGGUCCGAGCCAUAGCUCGGGUCACCCGAACUCAACCCGGUGGCCCGGUCAUCAUACACAAUUAAUAUUUUGUAUUAUUAGUAAUGGAUAAUGACUAUUCUUAUGUGGAGUUUAAGU
This is a messenger RNA of Arachis duranensis, 4255 nucleotides long. RefSeq names its product pentatricopeptide repeat-containing protein At1g12620. Gene Ontology annotation, molecular function: protein binding. The transcript is spliced from 6 exons. The coding region runs from base 1246 to 2796 and encodes 516 amino acids. Lineage: Eukaryota; Viridiplantae; Streptophyta; Magnoliopsida; Fabales; Fabaceae. The record is from RefSeq and is a predicted model, not a curated record.